AUGAACCCACGGCUGCUUCCGCGUCAUGUGAAAGUUUCUGAGUCGGACCGUCCAUCGCAAACCAGCAGAAACAUUCCACGAUGAGGGCGAUUCCAGAGGAGAUCAUCACACUCAUUUCAGAUCUUGAAACUUUCCUCAGUGAUGGGUUAAAAGGGGAAAAUCUGAGCAAGAGGGCAAAAGAGAAAAGGGAAGCCUUCAUUAAACGGCUCAAGGAGGUCAAACUGGGUUUCCCACAGGAUUUCAAGGAUAAAAGUGAGGAAGACUCGGAUGAUGAGGAAGAGGUCGACAGCAACAAUGACGGAGGGUCGCUGCAGUCAGAGCGCACAGACAAGGAUGAUGAGGCUUGUGAAGGAACCCAACAGUCCCCACCUGUGGCUGCUCUGGAUCUGCCAUCUGUCUUUAAGGCAGGAUAUCUUGAGAAACGCAGAAAAGAUCACAGCUUCUUUGGCACUGAGUGGCAGAAACGAUGGUGCGCACUAAGCCAUCAAACCUUCUACUAUUACGGCAGCGAGAAAGACAAGCAGCAGAAGGGCGAGUUUAGUAUCGAAGGCUACUCUGUCAAAAUGAACAACACUUUACGAAAAGACUCCAAGAAAGACUGCUGUUUUGAGAUUUCAGCUCCAGACAAGCGAGUCUAUCAGUUUUGUGCGUCAUCAGUAAAAGAGGCGGAGGAGUGGGUGAAACAGAUAGACUUUGUCCUGAGAGAUAUGACAGGCAUCAUCCCAGAAGAAGACGAUGAGGACCAGGAAAUGUAUGAUGAUGUUGGAGCUGUACAAGAUAAUGGAGACCCCGAACCAAUCGAUGAUGACAUCUAUGAGGAGCUUCCAGAGGAUGACAUUCAAACUCAAGCAAAGCCUCCUCCAAAAGUGGACCUAUCCAGCAAACCAGCUCCUCCUGUUGCAGUCCAUUCAGUUGAUAAGAGCACAGACUACCAGAACUACUACCAGGGCUUAUGGGAUUGUAUCGGAGACCGCCCAGAUGAGCUGUCCUUCAAACGUGGAGAUGCCAUAUACAUCCUGAGCAAGGACUAUCAGAACUUUGGCUGGUGGGUUGGGGAGAAGAAUGGAGCCAUAGGUAUCGUCCCCAAAGACUACCUGAUAGAGCUGUAUGCACUAUAAAUAACAAAAAUUCACCCAGUGAACAUUCCCUCACAUAUGCAUGGGAAAAGGGCCGAGAAGACUGAGAUUAAAAGAUGACCACGUGAACAGAUGUAUUUUUUAAACUCUGCGCUGUUUGUUUGUAUUUAUUUCAACUUAUCUAAGAUUAUUUUUUCCAUAACAUUUCAUGCUCUGCUUUUGGUAAAUGCACAUAAAUAAAGAUUUGAACCUAUUAUCC
This is a messenger RNA of Sphaeramia orbicularis (orbiculate cardinalfish), 1335 nucleotides long. RefSeq names its product src kinase associated phosphoprotein 2 (gene skap2). Lineage: Eukaryota; Metazoa; Chordata; Actinopteri; Kurtiformes; Apogonidae. The record is from RefSeq and is a predicted model, not a curated record. Gene Ontology annotation, cellular component: cytoplasm; plasma membrane. The coding region runs from base 81 to 1118 and encodes 345 amino acids. Gene Ontology annotation, molecular function: protein binding. The transcript has 13 exons.